UGAUCUAUCAUCUACAUUAUCUGUGGUAUAACCUAAAAAUGGACCCUAGUUUUUGAUUGUAUUUAUUUUAGGGAAAAUAUCGAAAAAUGAGUUUAUUUAUCAAACACUGUCGUCCUGGCUGCAUUUCGACCACAUAUAAUACAAAAAUAUGGCGUUUAAAUUCCACUACGGCGGAUACAGCGCUCAAAAAAGGCGAGGAAGAGGAGGAAUUCCGGGUUCUAGAUAUUUUGAAAAAGAAAGAUCGUCAACAGAGAAAAGUCGCAAGAAGAACCGACAUACAGCCAGAUAGAGCCGAUAGGAUGGCACCAGACCAGAACUGGGGUAACGUCUGGCCAGGUCCGAAGACAUUCCAUCCGUCUUCUGUACCCCUCCCACUAAGACAAGGCUAUGUCCCAAAAGGCCAAUCACCACCAGGCAAGAAAGCGAACGCAGAACUCAUGAAAGUGCCAAACUUCCUGCAUUUAACACCACCAGUUAUAAAAAGCCAGUGUGAAGCGCUGAAACAAUUUUGCACGGAAUGGCCAAAGCUUUUGAAUUCCGAAGAGAGUAUUGAAAAGCACUACCCAAUGGAGGUCAUAACAUCAGAUUAUUGUCAUGCCAGUCCAUCUAUAAGAAACCCUUUGGCUAGGGUUGUCACUCUGCGUCUAAAAUUGUCUUCUUUAGAGUUAGACAAGCAUGCCAGAGACAAGUUUAUACGGUUGGUCGGAGAGAGAUAUGAUGAUCAGACAGAUAUAGUGACUAUAACGGCAGAUAGGUGCCCAUUGCGCGGGCAGAAUACUGAUUAUGUGAACUAUCUUCUGACUGCAUGCUAUCACGAGUCCUGGAAUUUUGAGGAGUGGGAGAAGGAAAAGAUGGAAGAGGACAUGGAAUAUUAUGAUUACGAUAAAAAUGCUUCGAAAAAGAGUUUGAUUGAUUGGUACCAUAGAGUUCGAAAUGAGCAGAAAGAGUUGAGCAAGGAUGAUUAUGUUGUCUAUGAUGUUAAGGAGAUACCCAAUGGGGAGGAGUAUAAGACGGCUGUAUCGAAUUUGAUGAAUCAAGGCGAGAGUGAGGAGACUUGGCGGAGUUAUGAUGUAGCUGUAAGAAACUUGUUUGGUUUACCGCAGAAGGUUAUUUAAGUUUGUAAAAAUAAAUGUAGUGUUAUAAUAUUUGUUUUAUUGUAGAAAA
Manduca sexta (tobacco hornworm) is the source of this 1164-nucleotide messenger RNA. RefSeq names its product 28S ribosomal protein S35, mitochondrial (gene mRpS35). Gene Ontology annotation, cellular component: mitochondrial small ribosomal subunit. Gene Ontology annotation, molecular function: structural constituent of ribosome. Gene Ontology annotation, biological process: mitochondrial translation. Lineage: Eukaryota; Metazoa; Arthropoda; Insecta; Lepidoptera; Sphingidae. The record is from RefSeq and is a predicted model, not a curated record. The transcript has 2 exons. Bases 87 to 1115 code for a protein of 342 amino acids.